AUGGCGCGGGAGGUUGCGCUGCUGAAGGCAGCAGUGAAUCGAGCGAUUGGGGUCCUGCGCAAGCGCCACCCCCUGGGCCAAGUGCUGGAGCGCGCAGAGGGCGCGCUGUGGGACGUGCGCAACGCUGCAAAGGCGGCUGCCGGCGCGCGGCUGUGGCCCGGCACGCUGCGCGCGCUGCUGCCCCUUGUCAAUCAGCUGGCUACGUCUCGGGCGGCGCUCAAGUUGCUCCUACACCUGACCUCUGGCGAUGCGGCGGCCCGCUGCCUCCAGAUUGUUGAGGAGCCGGGGCUGCUGGCGGCGGUGGUGGCGCUGGCGGGCAACCCCAAUGCACUCAUAGCGGAGGAUGCGCUCAAGCUGCUGUCUGACCUAACGUGGGACUUAGAGCGCAGCGUAAAGGUGGUGGAGGACGAACCUGGGGUGAUUGCAGCCGUCACGCGGCACAUCGUGGCCGCCGUGCCGCACGCAGGAAGCAGCGGCGGCAGCGGGAGCCGUCGUGCGGGCGGUGGCGGCAGCGGCGGCAGCGGCGGCGCCGGCGGGGCAGCCAGCGACACGGCGACGUCACAGGCAUUAGAUGUGGUCUGCAGCUGCUGGCUGCGGCGGCCCAGCGAGCUGCAACUGCCCGAUAGCCCCCGGAGCUUCCCGCACCCCCGCCUCCGCUUCCCGGCCACGACCGCUGCCGCGCCGAGCUCCGCCGCUGCGGCCCCCGUCGCCGUUUCGGGCCGCAGGAACAUAUCAGUGGGUCAUUCCAGCUGGCCCUCGCUAAUGCGGGAGCCUGGCUUGGUGCCCGCCGUCGCCGCGCUGCUGGACCACCCGCGCCCCACCAUCGUGGAGGCCGCUGCCACGAUACUGGCAAACCUCUUUUUGGGCAACAAGCGCACGGUGAUACAGGUCGGCGGCGCGGACAUGUGCGGCGCGGUCGGGCGCGCUCUGGCGCGCUUCUUCCUGCGGAGUCAGGCGGCUGGCGGGGGCGGCGGGCAGGAGGACGCUGGGUCAGGUGAUGAGACGUGGCAGCAGUUCCUGGUGCAGGGCCUGAAGCUGGCAAGGGUGAUUGCCCAGGACAUUCAAGGGGGGUAUGCGCUGGGAGCCGCCUGCCCGUCCCUGCCCGUCCUGCUCAGGCGCCACCUGACGCACGCCAAGGAACCCGGCGACCACCCGCCCGGCGAGGGCCCUCUCGCCUGCGACGCGCGCGAAGCGUUCCACGGCCUCGUCGCGAACAGCGCCGCCGCGGCGGCUGCAGCGGCGGCCGACCCAGACGCAGCGCUGUUCUCUGUGUGCGACGGGGGCUGCGACGAGUGGGGGGUGCACCCCAUGUGCAGCGUGCUGAGUCAGUUGGCCCCGGGCCCCGCGCGCGACACGCUGGUCCAACGCCAGGCAGACUGCUUCGCUGCGCUGUCCUCCAUACUCGCGCACGGCGGCGUCAUGAGGGCCGACGUGAUUGCAAGGGCGAUAGGCGCUGCGGCCUCGGUGGUGGACAUGGCGGCGUCGUCCGGCGGCCCGCACAGCGCCGUGCUAUGGCAGCAUGGAGGCCUCAUCCUUGAGGUCUGCCGCCUCGCGCGCCUCGCCGCCUCGCCUCGCGAACCCAUCAGCGGCGACGGCCCCGCACGCGCCGCGGCGCGCGCCGUCGGGGCGCUGGCCAAGCGCAUCCCCGCGCUCCCCGCCUUGGACAGCGGCACUUUUGCUGCAGGCGCGCAGCUCGUCGCGGCGGCGCGCGCAGGUGGCGACCCCUCCAGCCUGCUGCGGCAGCCGCUGGGCCAGUGGCUGUACCCUGAGCUGCUCAGCACUGCGCUGGCAUGCCUGCAGCCGCCGGCGCACGAGCUUGCAGACACGUGGUGCUCGACCGACGCCGUGCACCGUUGUGCGGCGAAGGGGCGCGUGGAGCUGCAGAGCGCUGCUGCUGAGCUGCUCAGCGCCUGUGCGAUGCGCGGGCCUGAGUACGCGCGCGCACUCCAGGCCGCGGUGGCGCUCGUCCCCUCGGGCGGCGACGCUGCGAUUGCGGCCGCCGUCCGGCGCUUCAAAGGCACCCCGGCCGGCCAUUUGGCCCGUUUGCCAUAUCUUGUCCCCUGCCCCGGCGUCCCGGGCGCAUGCUGGACCUUGGUGGCCUCGGCGGCAACAGAAGGCACGUGCUCCCACGAGUCCGCCCGCCAGAUGCUGGCCGCCUUCAUCAUCACCGCGCUGCAGGACCCGCACGGCCCGCGCCUCGACCUGAACGGGCAGCUGCCGCCGCAUAAUGCGCUGGCCGUGUGCGACGAGCUGCGGGCCGCGCUGCUGCGAAUCGGCGGCUGCGGGCGUGUCAGCGCGCUGGUGCUGCUGGCGCUGGGGAUUGAAGAGGCGUGGCGCUGCAAGGCGCUGUGCUGGAUAGAGAUGGAGGCGGGGCGCGCGGGCAGCGGCGGAGGCGGAGGCGGCGAUGGGGACGGGGACGAGAGCGCCGGCGCGGCGGCGUGCCCGAGCACCACCUACAUGCGCGCCCACGCGCUGCUGAACGGGCUCAGCUCAGACCUGCGCACAGCCCUGCAGGCGCGUGAGGACUGCCUGGCACUGUUUGGCGCCGGCAGAGGGCCACGCGCAGGCAGACCUGGCGGCGCCGCGCGCGCCCUUGCAGCCGGACACCCUGCAGUGCGAGUCGCAGUGGGUGGGCCCUACAAAAGCGACUACGAUAGCACCUGCUUGCUGAUCGCCAGCCUGUUCGGCACGGCUCAUGCCAGCGACGAGUCAGCAGCGCAAAGCGCGCGUCUACGGGGGCUCCUGGAGGCAUCGCCCCGCCCGGCGGCCGCGCUGGAAGCUUCCAGGGCGCUGAUUGCUGCGUCAGCGACGCGCGCCGAGUCGAAGUCUAGAGAGAGGUACGAGGCGCUCAUGUGUGACGUAAAUGCCGCGGCCGCGGGGCAGCCAGAGUGUCCCGCGGGCGCUCGGCCGGGGGCGUUGGAGGAUGCGCAGGUUGCGCCACGGGGCGAGCAAGGGCGAGGGCGGCGGCAGCAGCAGCAGCGGCAGCAGAAGGAGGAGGAGCAGCAGCUGCUGCAGCAGAAGGAGGAGGAGCAGCAGCAGCAGCAGCAGCAGCAGCAGCAGCAGCAGCAGCAGCAGCAGCAGCAGCAGCAGCAGGGAGAGCUGGCAGGGCAGCAGCAGCAGCACCAGCAGCAGCAGCAGCAGCAGCAGCACGAUUUGCUUGAGCCCGCUGAACACCGGCGAGGCGUGGCAGAAGCCCAGGCAGCAUCAACAAGCUCGGCAGCACAGAAACCAGCAGGAGCAGCAGCAGGCGCGGCAGGAGGCACAGGCGCAGGCGCAGGCACGGCAUCUGGUGCAGCAGCAGGCGCAGGCAAAGCAGCAGUUGUAGGAGCAGCAGCAAGCGCGAGAGCAGCAUCCACAUCGGCGUCCCCGACACAGGCACUACUAGCAGUGCCAGCUGGCGCGGCUGCGGUGCCGACGGGUCCCGGCCUGGACCAGCAGCGUCGGCAGCGGCGCGGCUGCGCAGCCUGCGGCAGGACCAAGGCGGAGGGCGCGGCGCUGCGGCGGUGCGCGGGGUGUGGCAGCUUGACGGGCGUGCGGUACUGCAGCCAGCGCUGCUGCCGAGACCACUGGUGCAAGAUGGGCCACCGCGCGGAGUGCGAGGCGGCGCAGGCGGCGAAGCGGCUGAUGGCGCCGUAUGGGGGUGCCGGCGUCAGCAGCGGCGGAGACAACGGCAGUGGCACGAUCAAUGAAUAA
Messenger RNA from Monoraphidium neglectum, 3693 nucleotides. RefSeq lists its product as hypothetical. Bases 1 to 3693 code for a protein of 1230 amino acids. NCBI's taxonomy places the organism in Eukaryota, Viridiplantae, Chlorophyta, Chlorophyceae, Sphaeropleales, Selenastraceae. The transcript has 9 exons. Gene Ontology annotation, molecular function: protein binding; chromatin binding. Gene Ontology annotation, cellular component: Scc2-Scc4 cohesin loading complex. The record is from RefSeq and is a predicted model, not a curated record. Gene Ontology annotation, biological process: replication-born double-strand break repair via sister chromatid exchange; establishment of protein localization to chromatin; establishment of mitotic sister chromatid cohesion.